CUGAGGGAGUGAGUCAGUGUUGGAGGGUGUGUCGUCGAGGGUGGAUGUGCAGCUCGUGCGGUCCGUUGGGUUUCUUAUUGACGCCUCUCUGACGCAGGAACCUUUGAGCUUUUGGUUGGAUAUUUCCACCAUCCACUCCAGCAAACUUAGACGAACUUCCUCCCACUCCGUUGACUUGUGUGUGUGAUGAAGAAAUUGUAUGUCCCUCAGAAUUUUAGUGUGAAAUAAGGAUUUCAUUUCACCCAGUGCCGGUGAUUACUGGUGCUUGGACGGUGCAGUUGUGAUUGGUUAGUGCAGAGGAACACCGAGUGGCAGGCCUGGAAAGCGGUGUGGCGGCGCCAACACGAUAGGGAAUACCAGCGGAAGUUAAAGGGUGAGUAUAAAGAGAGGAGAGAUGGCGCACCUGGUGGAGAAGGUAGUGGACGGCUACAAUGACAUCUUCAUCAACCGGCGAGAUCCGAGGGUUGACGGCUGGCUUUUCAUGGAUUCGCCGUGGCCCACCUUCUUCCUGUGCAUCAGUUACGUGCUGCUAGUGAAGGUGAUCGGGCCGCGCUGCAUGAAGAAUCGCCCUCCCUUUGAUCUGAGGCGUCUCCUCGUCUUCUACAAUGCAGCUCAAGUCGUCUUUUCCACCUGGUUAUUCUACGAGAUUGGAAUGAGUGGGUGGUUCACACAUUAUUCAUUACGCUGUCAACCUGUUGAUUAUUCCGACAAUCCUUCAGCUAUCCGUAUGGCUCAUGCUUCCUGGUGGUACUACUUUUCCAAGUUCACUGAAUUCCUAGACACAAUUUUCUUUGUGCUGCACAAGAAAAAUGAGCACAUUUCAAUGCUGCAUGUCAUCCAUCAUGGCUGUAUGCCCAUGAGUGUUUGGUUUGGAGUCAAGUUCACUGCAGGUGGGCACAGCACUUUCUUCGGCCUUGUCAACACCUUCGUGCAUAUCGUGAUGUACGUGUACUACAUGUUAGCCGCCAUGGGACCCAAGUACCGCCGCUACAUCUGGUGGAAGAAGUAUCUCACCAACUUCCAGAUGAUCCAGUUCAUCCUGAUCUUCAGUCAUGCAUUCCAGCUGUGCUUCACUGAGUGUCACUACCCUCGUGCCUUCAUGUGGUGGAUUGGAGGUCAUGCCGUUAUGUUCUUCUUCCUGUUCUCGGAGUUCUACAUCAAGGCUUACCUUCGUGGUACCUCAAAGCUCUAUAUGAAUGGGACCUCACAUCUCUCCAAGGCAAAUGGACAUACCAAUGGACAUAUCAAACAUGCAAAUGGUCAUGCAAAUGGCAAAGCAAAUGGUGUAGCCAAUGGUUACAGCAAUGGCCAUGCAAAUGGCCAUGCAAAUGGAACUAUCCAUUACAGGGGAUCUUCAACAAAGGAAACCAACGGCCACAUUCCCCAGACUGAGGACACUUCCAUCAAUGCACGGGUGCGGCGGCUAGUGUGCAUGAGUGUAGAUACUAGCUUGGAAUAAGCUCAGUGUUUAGUACUACCUCAUAACUGGAGUAAAUCUUAACAGUGCAUCCAGACCUCUCAUUUUAUUUAUCACUGAGAUGUAAUACACCAGGCUCAGCUAGAUAAUCUUGUGGUGGUGCUGAGCUUGGCGCAAGAUGCAACUCUUGAUAGAUGACGUGUCAGACAAUAUAAUAAUAAUCACAGAGCAGCAGGGUUCUGCAGGUAACUCAUGCCCUACAAUUUCUAUUUUGUAAGGUAAUGACAAAUAUCUGAUCAAGAUGAUGAAUCAGCUUUUUAUUAUACUAGUUUUCUUCAUUUAAUGCUGUCUCCUGAAAUUGAAAGUUAUUGCUAAAUACUCUGCAGUACAGUUAGCAAUGACAAUUUUAUUGAAUGGUGCAAUUAAUAAAAGUAAAAUCCAUUGGUUGAUUAUUUUGGUGUGUGUUCGAGUUGUUAGUUUUAGUGGACAUGGUGCUCAUGGAGAGAACUUGAACUCUCAUGACCUUACAAAAAUGUUGGAAAGGAACUGGCCUUUCUGGAUGUUGCACAAAUCUGCACUGGAGUAAGAAAGCACUUUAAGUGUACAUUUUACUGUGCUAAAUGUUUCAGUGUCAGAAAAGAAACAUUUAGGAAAGAAGCUUGUUUUAACAAACUUAAGAUCAAUGUUUUCCACUGCCAUGAUUGUCUAGAUACAAAACAACAUGACUUUGUCAUCCAUUUCAGACCACAAUCAAAGAUUGUCUUACUUUUAUUGCAAUGAAAUUGCCACUAGUCUUGCCUUCACAUAGAAAGACAAUUCUGUUAUCUUAUUGGUCUUUAAUAUGCUUUGAUAAUGGAUUUUUUGUGGCAAUAAAACUACAUGCUAUAUGAACUGUUAUUGUGAUGCAGUGGUGGAAAUUAUCCAUAAAGAAUAAAAGUUGUGAGUGAAAACCAGCAAAAGACACUGGUACUACAUUAAUUUCACAAAGCCAUUCACAGGCAUUUGGUGCCUUUUUAAUUAAUGUAGGAAAAUACUGGACUAGGGUUAUGCAACUUGCAACCAUAAAACCAAUAUUCACAGUAUAUGGAAAGUAGUGUUUUCUUACUUAAAACUUAUUUUUGUAUGUAUUUUGGACAAAGUUCACAUAUCACUGAUAAAUGGUAAAGAUUAAAUUUGAACUCUGGACAUUGAUCAUGCAAACCCAAAGUAAUGAAAUCCUUUGCAUAAAAUUUUUAACUAAAGUUAAAGUUUUUAAUAUGUAACAAUUUUAUUAAUAGUCUUUUAUUCAUGGUGAUGUGAAUUACAUUUGGCCACAAAGAAAACAGAAAAAGAUGGUCUUGGUUCAUUAGUUGUGCCUUAACCAAUACCUUCUACAACAGAAACACAAAUUCUUUUAAGAAGUUAUAGAAUGCAAAGUUGUUAAAUUUUUAAAGAUUUAGAUAAUACUGAUAAUAGUGACCAUACCAUUCUUCAUGACUUAUGAGCUCUUUGUCCUGUGUGUGCACUGUGUGUGUUGGCUGUAUAUGUUGCAGGAUCCCAGUUGACAGUGCAUGUCUGUUUAAUGUUUAUUCUGUACUGCAGAAGUCUAAAAACAUGUAAUACAGUUAUGCAUAAUUUAUUCAAAAUGAUUAGUGUUUCUUGGCAGUGUUAUUCUGAAUGAAAAUUUCCUCUAUAAUGUUGUCCACAGUUAGUAAAUGAAUGUUGUUGUACAUUUGUGCUUAGGUAAAAAAGAAUUAUGGCAAUGCAAGCACUUCACUUCAGUUCCCAGAGUAGUGUUGUACUAUUUAGUCAAGUAACUUCUUGUUUUACUUUUCAUUAUUCCAUGUGGAUUACUACUGGAGAUUAGGAGAACAUUGCUGUAUUUCCAGAUUAACUCACCCCUCUGACGUUUCUCCAAAGUGCAUCUGUAAGGUCUUAGGGCUACAGACCAGCACUCCGUUACCAAAACAAUGAAGCUGUGUGGACUGACCACCACAUGCUAGUAUUGGUGCCUUCCUCACCCUCUCUCAGAACUGCUCCUUAAUAUAUCCCAGCCUUGAGGGGUUAGUAAAUGAUUUAUAAUAUUUGGGACACAGUUUUGGAGUUUGGAAUCUAAAAUUAUCUACAUGGAAUUACUGAGAAAACUCCAAACCUUUCAUUUGCUUUGUUUGUUACAUAGAACCUGGUACUAAUUAUUUUGCACUCCCUUUCACUUCCUAAUAUCUUUGUACCCAAAUAUGAUGAAGACUAGAUCACACAAUACCAAAGUCACUGUCUCAGAGCGUAAUGGAGGAAGAAACAAGAAUGUGCUAUUUGUUGUCUGCUGGUGGUCUGAGCUACCCUUGUGAAUCAACCUUCAGAUGUAAGUGCUGAUUAAAUGCAUGUGUGAGCAUAAUUGAAGGUUUAUUUGUAUUAUGUCAAACAUGUUCUUUUUGUAUACUUUGUUUUUUUUUUAAGCCUUUUUAAUAAGCAAAUAUUUUAACUGAAA
Messenger RNA from Scylla paramamosain (green mud crab), 3884 nucleotides. Its product is annotated as very long chain fatty acid elongase 7-like. The transcript is spliced from 9 exons. The record is from RefSeq and is a predicted model, not a curated record. Gene Ontology annotation, biological process: fatty acid elongation, saturated fatty acid; fatty acid elongation, polyunsaturated fatty acid; fatty acid elongation, monounsaturated fatty acid. Bases 395 to 1459 code for a protein of 354 amino acids. Gene Ontology annotation, molecular function: fatty acid elongase activity. NCBI's taxonomy places the organism in Eukaryota, Metazoa, Arthropoda, Malacostraca, Decapoda, Portunidae. Gene Ontology annotation, cellular component: endoplasmic reticulum membrane.